Molecule: messenger RNA, 1117 nt
Organism: Cryptotermes secundus
Lineage: Eukaryota; Metazoa; Arthropoda; Insecta; Blattodea; Kalotermitidae
Product: phosphatidylserine lipase ABHD16A
Biological process (GO): monoacylglycerol catabolic process; phosphatidylserine catabolic process
Cellular component (GO): endomembrane system
Molecular function (GO): glycerophospholipase activity; monoacylglycerol lipase activity
Source: RefSeq, a predicted model, not a curated record
ACCGUUUUGAUGGUUGUUUGGAAGUCUGCAACGGUCUGCAUCGAUAACUUGUGCCUGUAGAUAUUCGAUAUCCGCAUGUAAUUUAAAAAUGGCUGCUGUAAAGCUGAUUUGGCAAUGUAUGUUUAGCCCUAGAUUGCAUAAAGUAUAUGAUGAUAGGCGACCCGAUGUUCUGUACGAAGCAGGACAUUUGGAAAAAUGGGGAGAUCAGGUUAUUCAUUCGUUGUUUAUCAUGUGGAAUGUUGGCCUAUACACUUCUCCGAUUCUGGCAACAGUUUUGUAUCGCAGAGGAUACUUCGUUUUUGAUGGAAUUGUAACGAUUGCAAAAUUUCUCACUGGAAUUGGCCUGAUUCUUGCAGCUUCCUACUGUCUCCGAGGUAUAGGUCGAGCUAAUAAUCACGCUUAUAUAACUUUCCUGAAUUCGCUUACUGCUGCUAAAAAGGAACUUAAUAAAGAUACAAAGAAAGCAUUAUCAAGAUAUGAUUUUGAAUUCUACGCUUGGCCAGUUGAAUUCAAGUGGUCCGAUAUAGAAGGAGAUGAAACCAAACAUCGCUUGUAUGUGGACCGGCCAUCACCUCGACGGACAGCAGUUGAGUGGCUGUUUGCAUUGCCAUGUCAGGUGGUCAGCUGUUUAGUGGCUCACACGUUUGGUCUGCGUCUAGUGUACCCAGGCUGUAUAUCUGUUCUGCAGUACGUGAUGUCUCCAAUCCUGUUGCAAGGUAGAAUCAAGCUUGUUAGUGAGAACCAAGCAGAACGAUUCAAGUUGUGGACCAGGGAUGGUAACCAAGUGGACACUAUGUUUGUGGACAGGAGAGACAAGCAUGCCAAUGGGAGCACUCUGGUUAUCUGUUCAGAAGGCAAUGCUGGCUUCUAUGAAAUCGGGAUAAUGGUUACUCCUUUGGAAGCAGGGUACUCAGUUCUGGGAUGGAAUCACCCUGGAUUUGGUGGCAGCACGGGGAUGCCAUACCCGGACCAAGAACUAAAUGCCAUCGAUAUUGUGAUGCAGUUUGCCAUUCACAGGCUGAAGUUUCAACCUGAGAAUAUUCUCUUGUUUGGUUGGAGUAUUGGGGGCUACCCAUCAUCUUGGGCUGCCAUGAACUAUCCAGAUGUCAAAGGAGUG